This is a messenger RNA of Humulus lupulus (European hop), 1431 nucleotides long. RefSeq names its product pentatricopeptide repeat-containing protein At4g18975, chloroplastic. The coding region runs from base 273 to 1157 and encodes 294 amino acids. The record is from RefSeq and is a predicted model, not a curated record. NCBI's taxonomy places the organism in Eukaryota, Viridiplantae, Streptophyta, Magnoliopsida, Rosales, Cannabaceae. Gene Ontology annotation, molecular function: protein binding. The transcript is spliced from 8 exons.
UUCGUUUUUUCUGUUACUUAUUUUAUCCAAAACCUAAAAAACAUUUCCUAUUCUCAUUUUCUUAUUCCCGUUACCUCGCCCAAUCCAAAAGCCUCCACUCAGCUAUCACGAAUUCAUGGACUGCUCUUAAGGCUCUAUGGCUUCUUUGUGAUGUGAGCAACCAAAAAUGUCAUACCUACUAAGGUCUUUAAUUGCUGAUCACACACUAAAUGCAUAGACAGUGACUUGGAGGUUUCUUCUUGCUCCAAUUUGCUUAUGAAAUUUGAGAAAUAAUGGUGAAUGCAACGUUUUUAAGUUCUGGGUACUCAAUUGGGUGCCAUUUUUACUCAUCAAGCUGCAAAAUUUCCAAGUCUCAGAAGGAAAUUGGGUUUCUUAUCUUUGCUGCAAAGGCAAACCCUUCUCAUGGAAAGUUGGUGAUGAGCUCUUCCUAUCAAAAGAGGUCUAGCAAGUUUAGUGGAGAGCCACAAACUAGUUCAAAAGCAAUUGAAAAGAGGACAACAGUCAAGAAAGCUGGAAAGAGAGAGCAUCACUUAUGGAAGAAAAGAGAUUCUGCUGGCUCGGGGCAGAAGGCACUCAAUCUUAUUAGAAUAAUAUCUGAUCUUCCUAAUGAGAAAGAAGUUGUGUAUGGAGCAUUAAACAAAUGGAUAGCUUGGGAGACGGAGUUCCCUUUGAUUGCAGCAGCUAAGGCUUUGAGAAUCCUAAGAAAAAGGAGUCAAUGGAAACGUGUGAUCCAAGUAGCAAAAUGGAUGUUGAGCAAAGGUCAAGGAGCAACAAUGGGGACUUAUGACACCCUUCUACUAGCAUUCGAUAUGGAUCAGAGAAUAGAUGAAGCUGAAGCACUAUGGAACAUGAUUUUGCAUACACAUAAACGUUCUAUCUCAAAGCAGUUGUUUUCUAGAAUGAUUUCUUUGUAUAAUCAUCAUGGCAUGAAAGAUAAGAUAAUUGAGGUAUUUGCAGACAUGGAGGAACUGCGUGUAAGACCAGAUGAUGAUACUGUCAGAAGAGUGGCAUAUGCUUUUCAGGAACUAGGCCAAGAAGAGAAGAAAAAGCUUCUUGUAAGUAAAUAUGGAUGCAAAUGGAAGUAUAUUCACUUCAAGGGUGAACGGAUCAGGGUGCAAAGGGACACAUGGGCUGAAGAUGACAGUUUAACCGACUAAAGUUGAGGGAGUGCACCAAAACUGAUCCCUGUAUCUAUUUGUCAUUCUUCUGUUUAAAAGAUGCAGUCAGGAUAAAUUGGUGGUUCUUACCAAUGUUCACUUUGAUCUCUUCUACAAUCUUAAAUCUGAUCAUUGAGAUCACACAAUAGUUUUAACAUCUAGGGGUCAGCAUUUAAAUUUUUGCGUGUAUAUGGGGUCAUGUUCAGAUAGUAAUAAAACUAUUUGUAAUUGACUUUAUAAUAUAACUUUAAGAUGCUUUUAUUCAUUUAUUUCA